Molecule: messenger RNA, 2963 nt
Organism: Polyodon spathula (Mississippi paddlefish)
Lineage: Eukaryota; Metazoa; Chordata; Actinopteri; Acipenseriformes; Polyodontidae
Product: aromatic-L-amino-acid decarboxylase-like
Exons: 14
Coding region: 99-1541 (480 amino acids)
Biological process (GO): amino acid metabolic process; catecholamine metabolic process; serotonin biosynthetic process
Molecular function (GO): pyridoxal phosphate binding; aromatic-L-amino-acid decarboxylase activity
Source: RefSeq, a predicted model, not a curated record
CUACCAGUACUGCUUCUACUGAAGGCUGAAAGGGAAGACUGUCUCUCCACAGCACAGGGGAUUAAAACUGCUGUGGAUUUCAGUAAUCAAGAGGCACAAUGGACACUGCAGAAUUCAGAAGACGGGGAAAGGAGAUGGUGGACUACAUCGCAGAUUACCUGGAGAAUAUUGAAGGAAGGCAGGUUUAUCCAGAUGUGGUACCAGGUUACCUGAGGAAUCUGAUUCCAGACGCAGCCCCAGAGCAACCAGAGGCAUAUGAAGAGAUAGUUAAGGACAUUGAGAGAGUCAUUAUGCCUGGGGUGACCCACUGGCAAAGCCCAUAUUUCUAUGCCUAUUUUCCAACUGGCAGUUCCUUCCCAGCAAUGCUCGCUGAUAUGCUGUCUGGAGCCAUUGGAUGUAUUGGAUUUUCCUGGGCUGCCAGUCCAGCUUGUACAGAAUUGGAGACUGUGAUGCUUGACUGGCUGGGAAAGAUGUUGAAUUUACCAAAAGAAUUCUUGGCUGGCACUGAAGGACAAGGUGGUGGUGUGAUACAGAGCACUGCAAGUGAGGCUACCUUGGUUGCACUGCUGGCUGCUAGGACAAAGAUCCAGAAGAGAUUGCAGGCUGAGAACCCUGGGCUUGCGGAACCAGAAAUCUUGUCUAAACUGGUAGCCUAUUCCUCUGAUCAGGCUCACUGCUCUGUGGAAAGAGCAGGACUGAUAGGCGGAGUGAAAAUGAAGAAGAUUCCCUCAGACGCCAAAUUUUCUGUUGGAGGGGAAGCUCUGAGGAAAGCAAUUGAAGAAGACAAGGCAGCUGGCCUCAUUCCAUUCUAUUGCUGUGCAACCCUGGGAACAACACCAUCCUGUGCAUUCGAUAACAUAAUGGAAAUAGGCCCUAUCUGUAAUUCUGAGAACAUAUGGAUGCACAUUGAUGCUGCCUAUGCAGGAAGUUCUUUUAUCUGCCCAGAGUUUAGACAUCUUCUUAAUGGAGUGGAGUUUGCAGAUUCAUUCAACUUUAAUCCUCACAAGUGGCUUCUGAUUAACUUUGACUGCUCAGCAAUGUGGGUAAAGAAACGAUCAGAGAUAAUUGGGGCUUUUAAAAUGGAUCCUCUCUAUCUUCAGCACGAUCACCAAGAAUCAGGGUUUGUCACAGACUAUAGGCACUGGCAGAUACCACUGGGCCGGAGGUUUCGCUCUUUGAAGAUGUGGUUUGUUUUUCGGACAUACGGGCUGAAGGGGCUGCAGGAAUACAUUCGAAAGCAUGUGAGCCUUGCCCAUGAGUUUGAAAGCCUGGUACGUCAAGACAAACGCUUUGAGAUCUGUGGGGAUGUGGUCCUGGGACUCGUGUGUUUCAGACUGAAGGGAUCCAAUGCAUUGAAUGAAAAACUCCUUAAAGCAAUAAACAAUGCCAGAAAGAUCCACAUGGUCCCAUGUUACCUGGCAGACAGUUUUGUGCUGCGGUUUGCUGUGUGUGGCCGCACAACAGAGUCUAAGCAUAUCCAGCUUGCCUGGGAGCACAUCAAUGAGUUCGCCACAGAGAUCUUGCAAGAGCUGCAACAGUGAGCACUCCUGGGAUGCCAUCACGUCAUGGAUUUUUCUGAUAAAAUCUAUGUGAUUUUCUUCAAAUCCUUAAUAUAUCUUGAAAAAUCAUUGAUUUGUUUUACAGGUGUGUGGAAUAUGUGUAAGUUAUUUAAAGUGUAUAUUUGCGUGUAUGGGGUAUGUUGGGAGGACAGGCAAUUGUACAUCGUUACAGCCUUUUUCAUUUAUUUCAUUGUUAUUCAGUUAUUACCAUGUUAUUACAUGGUUAUGUGCAUAUACUUUCUGUUUAGAAAGACAAAUAGCAAAAAAACUAUGUGAAUUACUAUUAUUAUUAACAGUAGUUUAUUAAUUUGUUUAACACAUUGUUUGGUUGGUAGAUUAGUAACAAAAUGACUCCCAGCACAAUAAGUAUUUCUAUACAAUAAGUAAUUUAAAAAAUGGUUUUAGAAAAACAAAACCUGAUUACUUUACUUUCUCUCUCUCUGUCCAGUUACUGCUACAGGGGGCUGCCAUUAUUCAUAAUAAUAAUAAUAAUAAUAAUAAUAAUUGUUUUACAUAGAUUCAAGAGGAACCUAUAUACAAUUAGACUUUCCACAUAUGUCUGCUUUUAAAACCAAUCAGCUUUGACUCUUGAUACAGGUUUCAGAUUGUCUGCUGCAAUAUAAAAAGUCAAUUUAUUAGAUGUAGCUUUAAUGUAAAAUUUGAAUAGAAAUUGUUCGGUAUAAGCCUUUUAAUUUAUAAUUAUAAUGGUCUGUUCUCUUUUUCUCUAUGAUGUAAUGAGUUGCAUAUGUGAACGCUGCCCAGUCAUCAUUCUCGUACAGAGACCAUGCUGUUGAAAACUGUAAUGAGGGGAAUCAUGUAAUUGUGCCUUUGGUCAGGUCUGUGGUCAGCAUGUAUUUUGUGUCUGAAAUAAUGUUUUUGGUUUAAACAAGUGAAUGGAUGUACACUGGUAUUGUGUUUUUGCUCAAAUGAAAUACAUCUAUUUACACUCCCACAAAAAAAAAAAACUGUUCAAAGAAUAUGUUUUAAAAAGAAAGGAUCUCUGUAGUGUAUUGCCUUAAUUGGUGCAGUUUAUCGGCAUUUGCAAAUUCCAGUAUUCUGAUUUUCCUUACUUACUGUAAAUUUGUGGACAGACACAACUGUUGGGUGCAUUAUUGUAUAUCUAAUGGAACGCAUGCACUGAACAUAAACAAAACAACACAGUUUCAAGUACUAAUGAGCACUUUUACUAAACAAAUAAAAAUAAAAAAACAACAGUACAAACAGCAGAAGGGCAAAACAAAAGGUUCUACAAAACAUGCGAAAACGUAAACAUAGGACGGGACAUGCACCUCCACCUUUCACCAGCAUCAGUCCUAUUCUUCCUAACUAGCAUCUUUUUAUACACCUGUGGCAUGGAGCCUUAAUUAAUCAUUUAAUUAUUUAUUCAAUUCACGGCUCCAGCCA